AUGGAAGUCAUGAAGCCUUUAAUUGAUGAACACAAUUCAGAUGGCAUCUCAGAUGAAGAAAAUGAAAACAAUUUCCUUCCAGUUGAGAAGCAUUACCAGCUUGAUAAUGAAGAAGGCAUUACGUUUAUACAAACACUUACACAUCUCCUCAAGGGAAACAUUGGAACUGGGCUUCUUGGUCUUCCACUUGCAAUAAAAAAUGCUGGCAUUAUGAUUGGACCAAUCAGCCUUGUGUUCAUAGGAAUUAUAUCUGUUCAUUGUAUGCACAUCUUGGUACGUUGCAGCCACUAUCUAUGUCAGAGGAUGAAAAAGUCCUCGCUAGGGUACAGCGAUACAGUUAGUUAUGCCAUGGAAGUGGGGCCCCUGGCCACUUUUCAGAAACGAGCUUCUUGGGGACGGUAUAUUGUGGAUUUUUUCCUAGUGAUAACACAGCUGGGAUUCUGUAGCGUUUAUAUUGUGUUCUUGGCAGAAAACGUGAAACAAGUCCAUGAAGGAUUCUUGGAAAACAAGAUUGCUUCCAUAAAUGCUAGUGCCACCAGCAGUUUUUCUGAGAGAAGGAGUACUGAUUUGCGAACAUACAUGCUGUGUUUCCUGCCGUUCUUGAUCCUCCUGGUCUUUAUUCGUGACCUCAAGAGCCUGUCCUUGCUUUCAUUGCUUGCCAAUAUGUCCAUGGCUGUCAGCCUGGUGAUCAUUUACCAGUAUAUUGCUAGAGAUAUGGUAGAUCCUCGAAAACUGCCUUUAGUGGCUGGCUGGAAGAAAUACCCACUGUUUUUUGGGACUGCAAUAUUUGCUUUUGAAGGAAUUGGUGUGGUACUCCCGCUGGAAAACAGAAUGAAGGACAGCACACGUUUCCCACAGGCACUGAACGUUGGCAUGGGAAUAGUCAUGACCUUGUAUAUCUCAUUAGCUACUCUAGGGUAUCUGCGCUUUGGGGAUGAAAUCAAAGGCAGCAUAACUUUAAACCUGCCACAAGAUAAAUGGUUAUAUCAGGCUGUAAAAAUUCUGUACUCCUUUGGGAUUUUUGUGACCUAUUCGAUUCAGUACUACGUCCCUGCGGAGAUCCUUCUUCCAGCUGCCACCUCCAAAGUGCAGCAGAAGUGGAAGUUGCUCUGUGAGCUUGUGGUGAGAGCACUAUUAGUCUGCUCAACAUGUGCUGUAGCAGUUUUGAUUCCUCGCCUAGACCUGGUGAUUUCUUUAGUUGGAGCCGUCAGCAGCAGCACUCUGGCACUGAUUCUGCCACCUUUGAUUGAAAUCCUCACUUUCUACAAGGAAAACUUAAGCUUAUGGACAAUAUUUAAAGACAUUUUUAUAGCUGUUAUUGGAGUUGUUGGAUUUUUAACGGGGACCUAUGUGACGGUUGAAGAAAUCAUUUAUCCUGCAUCCACAGUUCUAGCAAACACAACAGAGAGCAUCUCUGUGGAUUUAAAUGCUACAAACUUGGUGGUUGGUUUAAAAUAA
Indicator indicator is the source of this 1458-nucleotide messenger RNA. It is a transcript of the gene SLC36A4, whose product is annotated as solute carrier family 36 member 4. The record is from RefSeq and is a predicted model, not a curated record. NCBI's taxonomy places the organism in Eukaryota, Metazoa, Chordata, Aves, Piciformes, Indicatoridae. Gene Ontology annotation, cellular component: vacuolar membrane. The transcript is spliced from 10 exons. The coding region runs from base 1 to 1458 and encodes 485 amino acids. Gene Ontology annotation, molecular function: L-proline transmembrane transporter activity; L-alanine transmembrane transporter activity. Gene Ontology annotation, biological process: amino acid transmembrane transport; L-alanine transport.